Messenger RNA from Callorhinchus milii (elephant shark), 2934 nucleotides. It is a transcript of the gene galnt1, whose product is annotated as UDP-N-acetyl-alpha-D-galactosamine:polypeptide N-acetylgalactosaminyltransferase 1. The record is from RefSeq and is a predicted model, not a curated record. The transcript is spliced from 12 exons. Lineage: Eukaryota; Metazoa; Chordata; Chondrichthyes; Chimaeriformes; Callorhinchidae. Gene Ontology annotation, cellular component: Golgi apparatus. The coding region runs from base 161 to 1834 and encodes 557 amino acids.
AUUCACUUGGCAUAACAUCUCAGAGAGCUUUGCAGUGACCUGGUCAGAUGCUGAUUGAGGGGGAGUGACCAUAGGUGCAGUUGAAGAGCAGUUGCUGUUGAAGCUGUUAUCCAGCCGGUUGCUGAACUGAAUCCACUUCUGCACUGUCUGAACCAGUAUCAUGAGAAAGUUUGCAUAUUGUAAGGUGGUUGUAGCCACCUCAUUGGUCUGGGUGCUGCUGGAUAUGUUUCUACUGCUUUACUUCAGUGAAUGUAACAAGUGUGAAGAAAAGAAAGAACGUGGCCUUCCUGCUCGAGAAGAGAUAGUACAGAAGCCACAAGAAGGGCCUGGAGAGAUGGGAAAACCUGUAAUAAUCCCAAAAGAUAAUCAGGAAAAGAUGAAGGAGAUGUUUAAAAUCAAUCAAUUCAACUUAAUGGCGAGUGAUAUGAUAGCACUCAACAGGACUCUUCCUGAUGUCAGGUUAGAUGGAUGUAAAACAAAACUGUAUCCUGAAACCCUGCCAAAGACCAGUGUGGUGAUAGUUUUUCACAACGAAGCAUGGAGCACCCUGUUACGCACUGUGCAUAGUGUGAUGAACAGGUCGCCGAGACAACUACUAGAGGAGAUCAUUCUGGUGGAUGAUGCCAGUGAAAGAGAAUUUUUGAACCGGCCUUUAGAGAAAUAUGUAAAGAAAUUGGAAGUGCCAGUUAGGAUUCUACGAAUGGAACAGCGCUCCGGUCUGAUCCGAGCAAGGCUGAAAGGGGCAGCAGCUUCCAGGGGACAAGUGAUCACAUUCUUGGAUGCACACUGUGAAUGCACAGUGGGUUGGCUGGAACCACUGCUGGCGAGGAUUAAAUUGGACAGGAGUACAGUGGUCUGUCCAAUAAUUGAUGUGAUUAGUGAUGAUACUUUUGAGUACAUGGCGGGAUCAGAUAUGACCUAUGGAGGAUUUAAUUGGAAGUUGAACUUCCGCUGGUAUCCUGUACCUCAGAGAGAGAUGGACAGAAGGAAAGGAGACAGGACUAUUCCUGUUAGGACUCCCACGAUGGCAGGAGGAUUGUUCUCAAUAGACAGAGAUUACUUUGAGUUGAUAGGAACAUAUGAUGCAGGCAUGGAUAUCUGGGGAGGAGAAAACCUAGAAAUAUCAUUCCGAAUUUGGCAAUGUGGCGGGUCUUUGGAAAUCGUGACCUGCUCACAUGUUGGUCAUGUAUUUCGGAAGGCCACACCAUACACUUUCCCAGGAGGCACCGGGCAGAUAAUAAAUAAGAAUAACAGGCGGCUUGCUGAGGUCUGGAUGGAUGAAUUCAAAAACUUUUUUUAUAUAAUAUCUCCUGGUGUCACCAAGGUUGACUAUGGAGAUGUAACAGCACGUAAAGCAUUAAGAGAAAAACUGUCAUGUAAGCCUUUCUCCUGGUUUCUGGAGAACGUUUAUCCUGAUUCCCAAAUUCCACGUCACUAUUUUUCCCUGGGAGAGAUCCGAAAUGUAGAAACUAACCAAUGCCUGGAUAAUAUGGCAAGAAAGGAAAAUGAAAAAGUGGGAAUAUUUAACUGUCAUGGCAUGGGAGGCAACCAGGUAUUCUCCUAUACUGCAAACAAAGAAAUCCGAACUGAUGACUUGUGCUUAGAUGUGUCCAAACUUAAUGGCCCUAUCAUGAUGCUGAAGUGCCAUCAUCUGAAAGGCAAUCAGCUUUGGGAUUAUGACAAUGUAAAAAUGACACUGCUCCACGUAAACAGCAAUCAGUGCUUGGAUAAAGCCAUGGAGACAGAAAGCCAGGUGCCCACCAUGAAAGACUGCAAUGGCGGUCGUUCUCAGCAAUGGAUUUUGCGCAAUGUCACACUUCCUGACAUUUUCUGAUGGUUCUGUUGUGAGGAUUUAGUGUGCUACCUAUGUGCACUUUGCUGCUGGACCAGUCUUAAACUGAACGUUUAUCUCAGCAGUGAAUUGGUUCUUCCUUUGAGCAUGUGGACUCAUUUUGAAGGAUGUUUAAUACAUAAAUUCGUGGUCUUAGAACUGCCGCCUUUCUUCAUGGCUUGAAGACUACAGCUUUUUAUGGAGAAAAUGUACACACUGAUGUUUACACGAUUGUUUCUAAUUGGUUUAAAAAGGGGAAAGUGAAGACAACAAGAUGGCUUCAAUCCCAAUGAGUGAACUUGCGGUUCACAAAGCAAAUAUGGUUUAAUCUAGGAAAUGGCCUGUCAUAUCACUGGUUUUCUGUGUCAGCGGUAUAUCAUUGUAAUUUAAUCACACAAUUGUUGUACUUAUCUGGGAAGUGACAGAACCGGAAACUAAAAUUCAAAAUAUCGCUACGAGUCUUAGUUUACCCAUAGCAACCAAUGUACACAGUAUCAGAGGGGGAAUGCAAAGAAUAUAUAUCACACAUGUCCAUUUAAAUCAUUUUUGUAUGAACAGGAAUCUAUACAAUGGGGAUAAAGUUCAUGAGCAAAGUUGAAUAAUACAAUUAUGACAGACUUAAUUUUAUGUAGAUUUUUAUACCUCAAUGAACAAUUAACCAGUUCUAAUUUAGAAAAUUGUGACCAUUCUGUUUGAUUGCCUUAGUAAUCAUUUCAGUUAACUUUUUCUUAAACUAUGGUGUAUUAGAAUAGUAGAAGCCACCAAGAGAUAGGAAAAUGUUACGCACAUGUUCUUUUUCUUUACCAUCUUUUAUUUUUCCCUUUCUGUCUGGGUUUCUUACCCCAGAUUUGUGAAUGGUUAGAUCUCGGUCUUUUUGUUCUUUUCCCAAAUAAUAAUCCUCUGAGAACUGCUGCUACGAACCAGUCAAGGAACAUAUGGACUAACCGGCUUCUGAAUGCGAGUGAUUAAAUGUUUCUGUAUAGUUUGGCUUUGUAUUCUCAGUGAAUGAUGGAUUUGAAUCAUACCGUUAAGAGUGUGUGUGGCCUUGGUUCUUUUGGGUGUAGAUUUUCUUAUUAAUAAAACCAAAAUCAAAUUCGCUGUAA